This is a messenger RNA of Ipomoea triloba (trilobed morning glory), 1288 nucleotides long. RefSeq names its product heavy metal-associated isoprenylated plant protein 3. The coding region runs from base 132 to 950 and encodes 272 amino acids. The record is from RefSeq and is a predicted model, not a curated record. The transcript is spliced from 5 exons. Gene Ontology annotation, molecular function: metal ion binding. Lineage: Eukaryota; Viridiplantae; Streptophyta; Magnoliopsida; Solanales; Convolvulaceae.
CCCUCCAAAGCCAGGAGCCCUAUAUAUACUCACACGUUUUACUUCACGGUUCAGCACUUUGUUUCCAAUUUCCAAAUCCCAAAUCCCAAAUUCCAAAUUGUAUCCCGGAAAGGCGGUUUCAGACUUUCAGGAUGGGUAAGAAGAAGAGCAAGAGCAGCGGCGGAGGAGGACAGGAGAACGGAGGCAGCGGCGGAGGAGAACAGGAGAACGGCGGCGGCGACGGCAGCAUCACCGUGGUUCUCAAGGCCGAUUUGCAUUGCGAAGGUUGUGUUUCCAAAAUCUUCAAAACUAUUCGGAGUUACGAUGGUGUUCAGAGCGUGAAUAUCGACGGCGACUCGGAUAAGGUGACGGUGAUCGGGAAAGUGGAUCCGGUGAAGCUCCGGGAGAGAGUGGAGGCCAAAACGCACAAAAAAAUAGUGCUGGUCUCUCCACAGGCAAAAGGCGGAGACGGAGGUGAAAAGCAGAAGAAAAACGGAAAAGAUGAAGAAAAGAAGGACAAAGAGAAAGAGUCGGCGCUCACUACGGUGGUGCUGAAGAUGAACCUACACUGUGAAGGAUGUAUCCAGAAGAUUCAGAAGACAGUGAGCAGAACCAAAGGCUACCUGGAGAUGAAAGUGGAUACACAAAAGGAUCUAGUGACGGUGACGGGGAAAAUGAAUGUGAAGGCGAUGGUGGAGGAUUUGAAGAAGCAUCUGAAGAAGAAUGUGGAGAUCGUGCCUCCUAAGAAGGAGAAAGGCGGCGAGAAGAAAGAGAAUGCCGGCGGCGAGAAGGACGGAGGAGGGAAGGUGGUGGUGGUGGAAGGGAACAGACUGCAGGUGCAGAUGGGGUAUCCGUAUCAUCAGGAUCCGUACCCGUAUGAGUGUCAGACGGGUUAUCAGCCCUUCUACAAUUACUCUCAUGCCCCUCAAAUGUUCAGCGAUGAGAAUCCGAAUGCAUGCAGUAUUAUGUGAACUUAGAAAAAUGAAAAAUCCUCCCAACUCCCAAGGUCCAGGAUGUGGCGUCCAAAUAUGUAAAUAACCACGUUUAGCCCGUAUAUGCAGUGGUGCGGUUCGGGUUUAGAUGGGUCAAAAGUGAGAAGCCCAACAACAUCUAGUUGGGUAGUUAGAGCUCAUUGGAAUAUUGGAUAGGCUUUCUAUUGCUCUGUUACAACUUACAACACGUUCAUCAAGAAAAUUUAGACAUUGCAUAUUCAGAUAAUUUUUUUAAAAAUAGAGUACCAUGACAUGGGAAAAAUGACAAGUAAAGCAUACUGUUUCAGAAGAAAAUGGAUUUACAAAUCUUCCUUGAA